AUGUUGUACAGAACCACCGCUGCCCGCUCUGUCCUCAGAGCUAUCUCGAGCUCCAAUGCCUCGGUCGCCCGCUUGGCCCUGUCCAACAAUGUCUUCAAGGCUCCCUUGACCUCUUCCGCUCGUUAUCCCGCUCGCCCGACCACUUCUCCCAGCCUCGCUCUGGCUGCUCGCAAGCCCGUCACCACCGCCCUCGUCCGCCAUUCGUCCACGUCGUCCAAGGAUGGCGAGGAUGUUGACAUGAUGGCAGGCAUCAAGACCGAGGCUAAAGUCAUCAAGGACACCUUCAGCCUGGAGGCCGUCCCCAAGGAGGCUCUCUACCUCGGAAUGGCCGGUGUCAUCCCCUACCUUGCUACUUCCCUCCAGACCGUCUACCUCUCCUGGGAGAUCAAGGCCGCUGCUAUGGCCGGUGAUGGUCUCCUCUUCUCCGGCCAGAGUGCCGAGCUGAUGCUGCACAUGAUCGAGCCUAUCCAGGUCGGCUAUGGUGCUGUUAUCCUGUCCUUCCUCGGUGCCGUCCACUGGGGUCUUGAGUGGGCCGGAUACGGUGGCAAGUACGGCUACAAGCGCUACGCUGCCGGUAUCGUCGCGCCUGCUGUCGCCUGGCCUACUCUGCUGCUCCCCGUUGAGUACGCUCUGAUCUCCCAGUUCCUUGCCUUCACCUUCCUGUACUACAACGACGCCCGUGCUGCCGCCCUCGGUCGCGCCCCCGCCUGGUACGGCAUGUACCGUUUCGUCCUCACCUUCAUUGUCGGAGCCAGCAUUGUUGCCAGCCUGGUCGGCCGCGAGCAGAUCGCCGGUACCCUGACCACUGAGCACACGAUCAAGGACAAGAUCAACGCUCUGAUCUUCCUGCAGAAGAAGGAGAAGGAGGAGGUCGAGGCGCGCCGUCGUGCCGAGAUCGAGGAGUCGGAGUAAGGGACGAUCGUUCCAUGAAACGGCACGUGCAGCCCGAAGGAAACACAAGGGCAAUCGGAGAGAGGGAAUGAUCACCCAGGCUGUCCGUGGCAGCAAGGUGUGACACAGGAGAAUCAUGUCGAUUAAGUUAAGUUGAGUAUAUUGGUUGAGAUUUCUUGUAGAUUACAUGCGAAAUCAACAAUCCAGCAGACGCUGGUUUUCAUUUGUGU
Aspergillus sclerotioniger CBS 115572 is the source of this 1121-nucleotide messenger RNA. Its product is annotated as DUF3429 domain-containing protein. Lineage: Eukaryota; Fungi; Ascomycota; Eurotiomycetes; Eurotiales; Aspergillaceae. The transcript has 4 exons. The coding region runs from base 1 to 912 and encodes 303 amino acids. The record is from RefSeq and is a predicted model, not a curated record.